This is a messenger RNA of Brachypodium distachyon (stiff brome), 2248 nucleotides long. RefSeq names its product protein SINE1. NCBI's taxonomy places the organism in Eukaryota, Viridiplantae, Streptophyta, Magnoliopsida, Poales, Poaceae. Gene Ontology annotation, molecular function: microtubule binding. Gene Ontology annotation, cellular component: microtubule. Bases 269 to 2062 code for a protein of 597 amino acids. The record is from RefSeq and is a predicted model, not a curated record. The transcript has 3 exons.
GCUCCUCUCUCUUGGUCGGUCCGUUUCUCCCCAAAGUCAAAAAGGAAAGAAACAAGAAAAAAGGGCGAAUCGAAUCCUCUGCGCCAUCGCCGGCGCCGCCGCCGCCUCCGCUUCAGGGUCUCCUCUUCCUCUUCCUCCUCCUCCCACCGACCGAAGAACUCCUGCCACUUCCAGCGGAAGGAAGGGCCCCUCUCUCUCCCCCAGCAGGCGCGCCCCUCCUCCUCCCUCUACUGGACCGGGGAUUCCUUCCCCUCUCGCUGUGUAUGCAAUGGGGAGGAGUUUUAGAGCGGGACACCAUGCAGAACUGGAAGACUCUGUGGCAGAUCCUUUUAACAAAAAUCCACCCUUCAGAGGAUUGAAGCUGUAUGUAAAAGAUCUCGACUCAAACACUCUACCGCCAUUUCUUGCUCGCCUUUGUGACCCUGACAAGCCAUGCUCAUACUCUGAGGAGGAGGUCUUGUGUGUUUUUGAGACUGCUGCAGAAGUCCAUGGCUACAACAUUGUACCACAUAUCAGCCAGAUUGUUUCAACCGUCAUUAUAAUCAUGUCUUCAGUUACAGGGUCCCUGCAUAGUGUUGGUUGCUCCAAGGUGAUAUCCGCAUUAUCCCGCUAUGUCAUUGAUCCCAUGGGAACGGAAGAAGAGAAAAGUGUGACAAUUAGCUCUCUCUGCUGUACCCUUUCUGAUUGCUUGAUGAGCACUAACGAGAGUGCCUCUUCUGGUUCUGCUCUCUGUGUUACUGCACUUAUCCAGUCCAACAAUUGGCAAUUUGCAUCUGGUGAUUUGGUUAAUGACAUCUGCUUAAAAGUCUCAGGGGCCUUAGAGGAGGUACACUGCCAGACUAUUUCACACUUAGGCUUGGUGGUUGCUCUGUCAAAAUUGAAUCAGUUGACACUUGAGCCUUAUGGGCGAUCUUUGAUAAGAUCAGGCUUACGGAUAUUGGAUGAGAGUACUAAAGCAAGCAAUUCUCAGAUGAUUAUAUCCUCCAUUCAAAUGAUACACUCUAUCAUGAUAAGUUUGGAUGUGAGCAUCAUAUCUUCUGAGAUCAGCAACAUUAUCCAUGCUAUGGAGCAAUUGCGGGGUCAUUCUAUGCCAGAGAUCAGCACUCCAGCUUUUCAGGCAGCCGAGAUUGCUAAGAAAUUUUGCAGGCAGGAAGAAGGUGGAUAUGGCAAAAGAGCUGGUCCAUUGGCAAACUAUGGUGGAAGGCAUGUCAGAAGGGGAUCAUAUUCACAUUCUGUCAUGGAUGAUGUGGAUAUAAGAGACGGCGGUUCAAAUGAAUCUCUUUCUGACGAUGUGCAAUCGGUUCAUCGGUUUAGAGACUAUGAUUCUCAUCCUUCGUACUCAGGUAUACCUGGAAGUGCUCGUGCAAGGAGGCGACUUUGGAGUAAUGGAUCUGAAAAAUCACAUGGAUUGUCCAACGAUGACUUCCCUGACACUGCUAUACGUGAUUCUUAUGAUGGCGUGGGUGUGUUGGCCCAAUCUAAUUCAGCUGGUCUUGUUAAGUCAGUAAGGAGGUACUCAGAUUUGCCAACAAGAAUUGCUGAUCCAUGCCCUACAUGUUUAACACCCCGAGCUACUAAUCGAUGCUCUCAGAUAUCUAGGCGUGGAGCUUUAUCGGGCGAUGUGAGAAUGCAGUCAGCUCCAAGGAAGCAGCUCCAAUUUUACAACUCCUGCAGUGAUUCAAAAAGGGAAGGUUACCGGUUACCUGACAGCCCAGCUCUGAGGCAGAUAAGACGCUGUUCAGGACAACGUGCAGAAGGUGAACUUGAGGAAAGGAAUGGCUGCUGGGAUUCUAUUCAGCAUGACAGCCAAUGCCAUGUACAGAACACCAAUACCUCGAUAGAAGAUAUGAAGCUCCCGAACAAUGGUGAGCAUUCUGAUAAUGCAGGAAAAUCUCCAUUUGAAGAACGCCAGCCUGAAAAGGAGAUGACCAGAGGCAAGAAAGGAAAUAAAAACUGUUCUUCCACUCCACUUUUUCUCUUUCUCUGUGCUCUUGUAAUUGUAGUGCUCUUGUUAGCUCGGUGCAAGGAGGAUCGCAAGGAGCUGUAUGUUGUACCUACAUAGUAGCAUCUUUCUGUCCAUAUGCAGGUUGUUCUGCAAAAUGCAUCUGACUUUCAGGAACCGUUGACAGUGUAAAUUUCUGAGACAAAGUGAGGGAAAUGUUGAGAAGUUGUGCUGAUCAGUCUUAAGUAGUGAAUUUAUGCUGGAUUAUAUAUUCUGUGUUCACUGUGAAAAUUGCAGCCUAGCAUA